UUCAAAACCAAUUACCAAAGACAUUACAGAAGAACACAAUUUUUAAAAAUUUAAAUCGGGUAUUUACAUUCUGUCCAUGUGACUUAAGAAGCCAGGAGUUCGCUAAGUCGCCGGUAGGUUUUGCACAUCCUAGACUGAGCACGCAACUCCCGCGAACCGGCGAAUCUGACGCACCUCACCGUUUAUCGUUCUUACUCUUUUUGGUAUUCCCGAUCUUUGCAUCGCUGUCAUCCUGUUCGGAUAAGUUAAUUGUGAAAGUUUUUGGAGCCACUGACACUAUUCGUCUGGGGAACAACAACUGUAAUACUAAAAAACCCAUACAUUUGACUCCUCCCCUUGGAAAAUCUUAAUCGGUGACGUGGAGUAAUUGAUAUUCAAAAGUUGCGCUCCCAGGUCAAGCACCAACCAAAUCUCCGAAACUGUUAGAAAGUCACUUUAGCCGAUGAAAUAAUCAUGUUGUAUUACUCAAACACCGACGCAUUCAAGCACCCCCGAAAUUAAAGAUAAAACAAUUUUAAAAUAAAUAUUGUGAAUUCAACUUAAUACUUAUAUGUAUAUCUAGACCAAAACUCCUCCAAAAAUAUUUCCUACCUACGCCCACUUACAGCAGGGUUAGUAACUAUUUUAAUUUAUAUCUUAUCUCGUUAACAGUCUUGUUCUACUCAAUAUUUAUACAACUAUAUAAUGGUAAAUUAGUUUAAUUAAUAUUCAAGGUUAUUCUACAAUUACACUAGGUACCUACCUAUAGUAAAAUAUUACUUACCUAUUAGUUUUUACUUAUUAGCAACUGUUUUUACUUAGUUGUCGUAGUGAAUUGUGAGUGGGAGGCAUGUUGUUAGUGAUUCGAAUUAAAUUUGACCUUUAUAAUUUAAAAUACGAAAAAUACAUAGUAUUAGUGCAAAAUUUUGAUAAUAUAUUGAAGAAUUUUUUUACAAAUUUACAAUUAUUAAGACCGAAAAAAUCCUAUUUUGUGAUCAGUAUCAGCGUCAUAUUUUUUCAUUUUUUCACAUUUUUUUCCUUAUACUUAAUAAAUCAAAUACAUACUUUACUAUAUUUUAUUCCUAGUUUUAAUUAUUAUUUCUUAUCAUUAUCAGUUCUUAUGAAUUUUAAUAUAGGUAGGCACUUAGUACUUACCAUUGAUAUUGUCACUCUAUUGAACAAAAAAUGGCAUACCUACCUAAUGAUACAUCUAUGAAUUUUAUCAUACACGCUCAAUGACAAUAAAUUUCAACAUUUUUCAUUUACAUUUUCCGACUUGUGCUUUUCUUACGCGUACAUUUCAUUUGACGUUGUUUUAUUUUGACGAUGUCGCGUUUCUCCCUUCGUAAAAACAUUAACAAUACAGACUCAUUGAUAGUUUACUCAAGAAAAAAUUAUGGAAAUCAAUCAUGCUGUCCAAUUUAAGGACUUACAACUUAUUUGUACAUGUUCUGAUGAUUUCCUUGUGAAUGACAAAGAAUUUCAACAAUGUUUAAAAGGAUGCAAAUGGUCGACUGAUGGUCUCAGUAUUUUAACGAAUAGUGAAGACAAAAGACUUCGAAUUUUCAAUAUUGAAACAGACGAAACAAAUCAAUGUAAACAACUUCAUAAAGUCAAUGAAAUAAAAGAAGGUGGUACUAUAUAUGAUUAUGUAUGGUAUCCAAACACUAUGCAAAAUAGUAAUGAUGUAAAGUUAAUAUUAAGUACUAGCAACCGAUCACCUAUUCAUCUCUGGAAUGCUAUAAAUGGAGAAUUAGAAGCAACUUAUAGAGUAUAUGAUCAUGUUGACGAAGUUGCACAUGUUAACUCAUUAUGCUUUAACUGGUCUGGAGAAGAAAUUUAUUGCGGUAGUUAUGGAAAAUUAAAUAUUUUCCGUACCGACCGUCCAGGACGUGAAUUUACUGAAAUAUCUACUAAAGCAGAUUUACAUAGAUCAAUAAUAUCGACCAUAGUUAUGAAUCCAGUAGAUAGGAGUAUUUUUGCUGUUGGUACAUAUAGUAAAGAUAUUGGUAUAUAUGGUGGUAAUCAACUUAUGUACAUAUUAAGGGGACAUAAGUCAGGAAUUACCCAAUUACAAUUUUCACCUGAUGGAUUGAAAUUAUAUUCGGGUAGUAGAAAAGGUGAUAAUGAUAUUGUGUGUUGGGAUUUAAGGAAUGUUGGUCAAACUCUAUAUUCUGCUGAAAGAACAGUGACUACUAAUCAAAAAAUUUGUUUUGACAUUUCAUCAGAUGGACAAUACUUAGUUUCAGGUAAUUGUACAGGUGAAAUUAGUACUUGGAAAUUAAACCAAAUUAUUGAAAAGUCUGAUGGUGCAGAAAUUGUUCUUCCUUUAAAUUCUAAAAUUCCUGUACAUAAUGACUGUGUCAAUGGUGUCAGUUUGCAUCCAACUCUUCCUCUAUUAGCAACAGCAUCUGGACAGAGGCACCAUGAAAAUGAUAACGAUGAACAACAAUUGAAAGAUACUGAUAUCAGUUUAAAAUUAUGGGAGAUAAUUUAAAAUUUAUAAAUCAUAUUAUUCAAUUUUUAACAAUACAAAUGAUAUAUCAAUAUACAAUUAAUAAAUAAUGAAUA
Messenger RNA from Aphis gossypii (cotton aphid), 2550 nucleotides. It is a transcript of the gene WDR79, whose product is annotated as telomerase Cajal body protein 1. Gene Ontology annotation, cellular component: Cajal body. The record is from RefSeq and is a predicted model, not a curated record. Lineage: Eukaryota; Metazoa; Arthropoda; Insecta; Hemiptera; Aphididae. Bases 1376 to 2476 code for a protein of 366 amino acids. Gene Ontology annotation, molecular function: protein binding; RNA binding. The transcript is spliced from 8 exons. Gene Ontology annotation, biological process: Cajal body organization.